Messenger RNA from Eurytemora carolleeae, 443 nucleotides. RefSeq lists its product as uncharacterized. Lineage: Eukaryota; Metazoa; Arthropoda; Copepoda; Calanoida; Temoridae. The record is from RefSeq and is a predicted model, not a curated record. The transcript is spliced from 4 exons. The coding region runs from base 1 to 441 and encodes 146 amino acids.
AUGAAGUUUUCAAGAAACAAAAAACACAAGCAUAAAUUGAAUAACUUAAAGAAGAAAAAAAUUAAAAAGUUUAUUAACAAAAAUGCUGAGUACCUGGCUCUAGCUGAAAACAACAAGGUUUCAAAUCUAGAGACUAUUUCUGAUCUUGAAGAUAUUCAGUUUCAGGCGGUUUUGGUGAAACCUAAAAUUUCUUUGGCUCAAGCUAUUGUAAUAUCUAAACAAAGGAGAGAUCGUAAAAAGCUUGAGUUUGAUAUUGAUAAUAUCUGUGAUCAGCUUCAGGAGAAUAUUCUUCACAGAGAUGAGAAUGUCGGAAAGGUGGAGUUCCCCAUCAUAGAGAACCUGAGCAAACACAUCAGCCACCUGGCCAUACAACCAGCCAACCUACCAAACACAAACCAGCCAACCAAUUCAAUUAAACGACGGAAAAAAAAGAAAAAGUAGUU